UGGCGGGUCUGAUACUUGACACCGGUUUUGCCGGCAAGAACUAUAUGAUUCUAAAACUCCUCUAUCUGGCGUUUGUUGUCAUAAUUGCCGCUCUAUUAUUCUUAUCUAUUCCAUCAUACGUACUUGCGAAGGAGCCACAAACCACCGAAGAACGUGAAUUCGCCGUGACAUGCACCAGGUAUAUUGUCUGCUUUGUAUGCGCAUGGAUUGUCUCCGGCGGCAUCAUGCAGCUGCUGUACCUCGUGGGUGCCGCAUUCAACCCGCUGGAUCCUGCUUCUACGUUUUUCGUCCCGAGUCAGUUCCGGCUAAACACAUGGGAGACUUACGUUGCUCUAGCCAUCUGGUUUGGUAUCACAUACGCGUUCGUUCAAUUGCGCAAGCAGUACGAACAAGAUGCCAGAUUUGAUCCCCACCUGAUCUCUCAAGAGGUGAAGGAACAGUGGAAACGAGUUACGUCCCAGUAGAGUCAAGAACUUCGUGCCUGUGAACCCCGUGUACACCGAAAGGGCAUAGCCGGUGCCUUCAGCGGUACUCCUGCUCUCAGCAAACGGGUCUCUCUGACUGGAUGCGUCAGGUCUUGUUUCGGAUUAGACACAAUGGACUUCUGACACAUUCAGACUCUUGCUUAAUCUUAAGCAGCCAGCUAUUAGGCGACAAGCUUAUCUUUACAUCCCUUGCAUGUAGUUACCAAACACAAAUGCUACACAGUGGAGCGCCUGUGACACAUACAAAUUCCUGCUUUUAGACCAGUCUCUUCUUCAAGGCACUAUGUAGCAACUUUCACACAAGUUUGGCUGUAUUAAGCGGUCUGGACCGAAAAUGGGGCUUGCUUAGGUAUUCGCUGGCUACAAGC
Toxoplasma gondii ME49 is the source of this 853-nucleotide messenger RNA. RefSeq lists its product as hypothetical. Bases 45 to 464 code for a protein of 139 amino acids. NCBI's taxonomy places the organism in Eukaryota, Apicomplexa, Conoidasida, Eucoccidiorida, Sarcocystidae. The transcript is spliced from 7 exons. The record is from RefSeq and is a predicted model, not a curated record.